GUUUUCUGUUUAUGGGGAGGAAACAUUAAAAGAUUCUUACAGAGUCCAUCAAUAAGAACAGGAUUAAGAGCACUCAGCAAUGAACAGCAUAAACCAAGAAGACGUGGAUAGAGAAGAACAAGAAGAAGACAUGGAAGGCCAACAAAACCAAGAAGCUCAUUUCAGUGCAUUUAGCCAACGUAUCUUCCUAUGGCCCCGAGGGUUGUUCUCCAAGAAAGAAGCACCUUCAUUCUUCAGGAAGCCAAAGAUAAUCAGAGGCAGUAUGAUAUUUCUGGCUGUGUUCUCCUUCCUUAUGUUCCUCAUUGUGUAUCCCCAAAUGCUCAGCAAGGUAACAGACAUUCAGACUUCCAUCCAGACGCUGACUGAAAUUUUGGAGACGGCUCGUCCUCAAGCCCAGAUGAUGAGUUCUCGUUUGGGAAAUGUCAAUGCUGAGAUCCAGAUGUUAAAAAAAGAUCUCCAAAAUGUCAGUUCUGAGAGCCAAAGGGCAAACAGCAAUCUAAAGAAUGCCAGUGAUGAGGUCCAAAUAUUAAAAAGGGGGCUGGAAAAUGCCAAUGUUCAGACCCAGAUGGCAAACAGCAAUCUGAAGAGUGCCAGUGAUGAAAUAAAAAAAUUAAAGGAAUCUUUGGAAAACACAAAUGCUUUCCAUUCUGAGGCCCAGAGGUUAAGUAGUGGUUUGGAGAAAGCAAAUGGAGAAAUACAGAAGAUAAUGGAAAGCCUGGUAAACACCAGUAGCCUAAAAGAUGAAGUCCAAGGCUUAAGACAGCAACUGGAGAAUCUCACAGCACAACAGCAGCAGCAAAGCCAUCAGAAUUCUCUUCUGCAACUAAUCAUCCAAGGCUGGUACUUCUACAAGGGGAAGGCAUACUACUUUUCAGAGACCCAAAAGACUUGGGAUGAGGCUGAGGAGUUCUGUGUGGCCCACAAUUCUCAUCUGGCCUCCGUGACCUCAGAUGACGAACAGGAAUUUCUGAGUAAGAGGACAAAUGGAGUAUAUCAUUGGAUUGGGCUGACUGACAAAGACACUGAAGGAACCUGGCACUGGGUGGAUGGGACUCCGUAUAAUGAGAACAAAGUGUUUUGGAAUAACAACCAGCCGGACAACUGGCAGUAUGGGAAGGGCCUGAGUGAGGACUGUGUCCACAUUGAGGUGAAGUGGAAUGACAUGCUCUGUGACAAACCUUACCGCUGGAUAUGUAAGAGGGUGACAGGCCUACCUGAGCAGCGCCCAUAGCCUCCACCUGCCCCUAUCCUGCCUUCACAGAGCCAUGAAAUAUCUAGGGACGCUUCAGACUCUGCCUCUUCCAUCCAUACCUAGAUCUCCUUCCUUCUCAGCACUAGACACUGGUCUGAAUCCCCCAUCCUCUGAGACCCUGCUCAAGCCUCUAGUGUCCUGGGGCAAUUUCUAGGGUCAUUUUGACCACAUGGGACUCUCCCUGCGGCAAGCCUCAAGCUCUUGGUCAGCACCUCACAUGGCUCCCUAAAGGAGACCAGGCCCAGCUCCACUUUAAUCCCCAGCCAUCUUCUUGAAGGCUUCCUCCUUACAUAGGCGUCCAAUUCUUUCCAGCUGUUAUGAAACGUGGCUACUGAAAAAAGGAUAUCAAACUGCCCCCAUAAUGCUCUAUUCACUAUAUAUCUUUCCAAACUAAAGUCUCUUAACCUGGCCACCACUCCGUAUUAGUGAGAUUUCUCCUUGUCAGAAUGUAGGACAGUCCGCUCUUUUGUAUUCCCAGCUCUAAGCCCCGUGUUGGGCACAUAGAACCCUUUAAUAAAUGCAUUUCAUUCUUUGA
Antechinus flavipes (yellow-footed antechinus) is the source of this 1787-nucleotide messenger RNA. RefSeq names its product C-type lectin domain family 4 member F-like. The record is from RefSeq and is a predicted model, not a curated record. The transcript has 6 exons. NCBI's taxonomy places the organism in Eukaryota, Metazoa, Chordata, Mammalia, Dasyuromorphia, Dasyuridae. The coding region runs from base 80 to 1231 and encodes 383 amino acids.